UGUCUGUUUCUGUACUGAAACCAUUUCCCUCAGUGGAAGCGAAGCUUGUAUUUACUUUUAUUUUACAGAUAAACAAUAAAUUGUGAAGACAGUAAAGCCUCCACUUGAAUAACGUUAGCAUUUUAAGUCUUGUGGGUGAUUUAUCCUGGCUUCAUAUGAGCAGAGGAAAUCUCUGCUGUUUGGAAAAGAGCCAGUCCAGCACCAGAUGGCAGAAGCAAGCUCAGACACGUCAUCACCAGAGCCAGACUUGAGAGGAAGGAAGACAGAACAGAGCCAGUUCCUGUCAACAGUGAUUGUGAUGGAACAGGAACGCAGAUUAGAGGAGCUGGGUAAAUUCUUAGCUGUCUGUGCUGACGAGAUGACUGGCGACUUGGCAGGAGAAGCAGUGGAGGAGCAGGAGAAAAAAGAGAAGAUGAAAAUUCCAAAACUCAAAGAUAACUCUGCUCUCGCUAAACAAACACCAGGCAGUCCAAAGCGGAGGAUGUCUCUGGUGGAACGAGUGACUGUUAAGAAGGACCCAACAUUUGAUUUUUUGGUGGAGAGGGCAACACUGCAGAAAUCCUUGAUGAAGAAAAGGUCAGAGAUUAUGAGGAUGGACAAGGCUAUUGAAGCAAAGGAGCAACUUGUGAAGAAGCUUGAACAGAAACUUGAGAUGGAAGAGCAGCUUGAGAAACAGAAGAAGAAAUCUGCGGAUGCCAAAAUACUUUUUGAAGAAAUGAGGAAGUCCAAACUGGAGUUGAAUUCUGCAAUUGAGAAGUUAACUGAUGAAGUAGAGAGCGUAAAAAGUGAAGCUGCCCAGCUUGAGGAUACCCUGGAUGAAUAUAAGCAAUCCAAGAACAUUCUGUUAAAGAUGUUGACUCCGGAGUGGCAUGAGGCCCACGAGGCAGAGAAUUCGAAAGCUGAAGUCCUGUCUGACAGAGACACUCAGAUUGAGCCAGGCAGGGAGCCUCAUGAGUCAGCAGUUAGGCAGGGUUUGGAGUCCAGCCCAGGUAAAGCACCGCCCUCCACCACAGAGCCCACGCUGUCCUCAACCCACAACGACACACUUGUCUCAAAUUCUAAACUGGAUAGCGACAGCUCGGACUAUGAGGAGAAGCUGGAGCAAUACUUAAGAGAUCCCCAGCAGCUACUGGAUGCAAUGAUGGAGGUGAAAGACCAAAUCCUGUCCCUGGCUUCAAACUGUACCACAAAGAAUAAGAUGUUGGAGGAGCUCGAGCAGAUGAUGGAGGCUGCCUCAAAGAAAACGAAAGUAGAUGACGAGCAGCUAAUGUUACAGAUAAAUGACACUGAGGAUAGAAUCAGCAAGGAGAAGAAGCAAGCCGCCAACCUCAAAAUGAUGCUUCAGUUCCACCACUUACUCAAAACAGAGGACCAGGAUGCUGUGUUGGAUGCUCUGAGAGUGAAGGUGACAGAAGUGUAUUGCUGCUGCAUGGGUAAGCCGUUGGCCAGCCUCAGCACCUUAGAGAAGCUGUCCAGUGUCGAGUACAGGAUGACUUCACUGCUCGAGCAAAUGGAUAGCAUGCCUAAAGGAGACUUGAAGACACUGAGGCAGAUCAGGGGCCGUGAGAGGAGGAACAGGCUGCAUGAAGAAAAGCGGAGACGUGAGAUGGAGAAACGGAAAGAACGAGAGCAGAGGUGCAUCCAGAGAGCCGUGGGUGACGCCAAGAAAAUAAGUGGAAGAAAGCUGAUGCCCAGAUGCUUCCCUGUUAAGCAGAAGACUGAAGUCAGCAAUGAGGACAACAUUCCUUCUGAGGAUGACCUCCAUGCUUACAUGUUUGGUACCGAGGAUCUAGACUGGUUUUAUAGAUAAUGUGCAUGAGGAGAGGUGGCAGACACUGGUUAGUCUCUGUCGCUCACAGCGGGAUGCUUGCAUUGGCCACUGUAUUGAAUUUCUUAUUGGAUGGACUCUGUACAAC
Messenger RNA from Epinephelus fuscoguttatus (brown-marbled grouper), 1916 nucleotides. RefSeq names its product myosin-13-like. Lineage: Eukaryota; Metazoa; Chordata; Actinopteri; Perciformes; Serranidae. Bases 206 to 1810 code for a protein of 534 amino acids. The transcript is spliced from 16 exons. The record is from RefSeq and is a predicted model, not a curated record.